AUGCCUUCGCCAAUGCACCGCAUGGUGGUUGAAGAGCCUUGUGGUACGGGAUUUUCCGAAUCUCUCGGCGAUUCCUCUGGCGACGCCCACACCGAGUCUCUCCACCUUGGAAAGAUCCGUGUACUUGAAGCUGCGGAGCCCUUGCGCACAUCGGAAUCCCAUGAGUCCACUUUGGUCGCAUUGCUUGAAAGCAAUUGGAAACUUUUGGCUGUUUGUUUCGGCGUCGCGUCGGCAGGAUUCUUUUUCGGCUAUGACACAGGUACCAUUGGAGGUAUAACAGCCAUGCAGCCUUGGCUUGCACAUUUUGGACAAUCCGAUUCAACUAAUCAAAGUUAUUUUAUGCCCACAGUGCGUGUAGGCACCAUCGUAUCUGCAUUCCACGUCGGAUGUGUUAGCGGCGGGUUUAGCAUUGCACGGCUUUCAGAUUCGUUUGGCCGUCGUAUGCCCAUUGCGUUUGCCUGUAUCACGUACGCCUUGGGCGUUUCAAUUCAGGUUUGUAGCGUCCAGGGCGCUUGGAUCCAAUACUUGGUCGGUAGAAUCGUCGUGGGACUUGCGGUGGGGUCCAAUGCUGUAGUUGUGCCCAUGCUUCUAUCCGAGAUUGCACCGCCUGGGCUUCGCGGUGUUGUUGUGGCGUUUUACGGUAUUUGCGUUACGCAUGGGAUUCUGCUCGGCUACAUCACCGACUACGUUGCCAAAUCGGUCUACGCAGACGAUCGUGCCUGGCGUAUACCGCUUGCAGUUGGUUACUCGUUCUCUCUAAUUCUGGGAUUCGCGCUGGCGCGAGUUCCAGAAUCGCCUCGGUUUCUUAUUCAGAAGGGCCGAAAUCAAGAAGCACUUGCAUCAAUAACGAGCUUCAAAAAAAUGACCGCAAACGCGAUGGCCGACGACCCGGUGCGCUGCGAUGCUAUCGAAGAAUUCGAAUAUCUCAGGACCGUUUACGAAUACCAACAGCACGAAACAGCGGGGGUAGCGUUCUGGCAUUUGUUCAAUCGGCGAUACCUAAAGCGUACGGUCUCGGGAAUGUGCGUUAUGGCGUUUCAACAACUUGCAGGAAUUGACUAUUUCCUGUACUAUGGGACAAGUCUAUUUCAAUCCGUAGGCAUGCACGACUCGUAUGUGACCUCGAUCCUAUUGGGCACCAUAAAUGCGGUAACUCGCUACAUCUCUAUUUUUGUCGCAGAUAAUUGGGGCCGCAGACCGGGGUUAAUUCUAGGCUCAUUGGGCUGUUUCGUAUGCUUGGCCGUCUUCUCAACUGCUGGAGUCUUCGCAGUAGAUCAUCACUCGGCAUACUUGGACGGCCAUACUGCAGGUAUUGUGAUGGUCAUAUUCACAUGCCUGUACAUCGCGGUGUUCUCAUGCUCCUGGGCUGCUGUGGCGCCAGUCCUGGUCAGUGAGAUCUUUACGCUCUCAAUCAAAUCCAGAGCCAUGGCGUUGUCGCAGUCUUUAAACUGGGCUACCAAUUUUUUCAUCGCACUAUGCACUCCCAUUGCCACGGCUUCUAUGGGGUAUGGUUUCGGCUACGUAUUUGCCGCUGCAAUGUUAAUCUCACUGUGCUGCGUGCUUAUCCUCAUCCCAGAAACCAAGGGCAUGACUUUAGAGCAAAUCGACACAUUUUAUGAUAAAAUUAAUGGAUUUUGA
This is a messenger RNA of Lachancea mirantina, 1638 nucleotides long. The record is from the annotation of a GenBank genome assembly. NCBI's taxonomy places the organism in Eukaryota, Fungi, Ascomycota, Saccharomycetes, Saccharomycetales, Saccharomycetaceae.